CCCAGUUACCUGUCGGCGGGCAUGUGCGGCCCAGAGCUGUGGACGCGGGGUCACUGGGGUGGGCGGGAGAUUGUAAAGAGAGUUUCGGAACAAGUCAGAAGCACAUCACAGCCCGGGAUUCCGUGCGGAAGCUGCUGCGGAAUGAAGCGGUAGCGGUGGACCGGCGCUUUUUCAUUCAUGAGUCUUAGUAAAUGACGAGCAAGGCAAGAUGCGGAGGCUGGGAGGUCACAGCGGGAGGUUUCGGUGAAACCUGGUUGGGAAAGAGCGAGCGCCGGGAGUCGCGCCCGCGGAGGCAGCUCAGUUUAGCCCGACUUUUGUUUCGGGUAGUUGAGAGGAGCUGCACAGACGUAAUUGCACUGUCCUUCCGGCGUUGACAAUUCGCCCCGACCGCCUAGGGAAAAGCGAGCUUAAUGGACUCCAGGAGUGAUGCUAGGUGGAGUCUGCAGCACGUGAAAAGUUGCCAGUUUUUAUGGUAUUAAAAGACAAACAACCCCCCCAAAAAACAACCAGAAGUCAUGCUAAAAAGAUAAGGUCUUAAAAUUAAGAGCGCUGAGUUGAUUCCUGAGAGGCAGACAAUUAGGUUUCGUGGAAAUGUAGCAUCUACCGAGGCUACCUGUUUCACACUUUUCGGUUUCCCGCCCCGCCCCCCCAGCUGCUUGUCAGUGUUAGGAAAGAACCAUGUAAUCUUUGCUGUGGAAUGAUUACAUAAUUGGAGGAGAGGCCGAUACGAGGAUUAAAACUGUUCUAUUGUAAAUGUUUUGAAAAACCCAGUUUCUGUUCAUUAUCCUCAUUCUUACUUUGUUCUUGCAGUUGUGUUUUUGUUUUUUAAAUAGUGAAUGACAAGGAGAAAAGAGGCAGAAUAGAUUUGGAGACCAAUCAUAGUUAUCUUAUGAUGAAGCUUUUGCUAUGGCUAAUGACCCCCUGGAAGGCUUCCAUGAAGUAAACCUUGCUUCACCUACUUCUCCAGACCUUCUUGGUGUGUAUGAAUCAGGAACUCAGGAGAAGACUACCUCACCAAGUGUCAUCUACCGGCCACAUCCUUCAGCUUUAUGCUCUGCCCCUGUCCAGGCUAAUGCAUUAGAUGUUUCUGACCUUCCUACACAACCUGUGUAUUCAUCCCCUAGGCGUUUAAAUUGUGCAGAAAUAUCUAGUAUCAGCGUCCAUGUUACAGACCCAGCACCCUGUUCUACCUCUGGAGCCACAGCUGGAUUAACUAAAUUAACUACGAGAAAGGACAACUGUAAUGCAGAGAGGGAAUUUUUACAAGGUGCUACUAUAACGGAGGCUUGUGAUGGCAGUGAUGAUAUUUUUGGGUUGAGUACUGAUAGUCUGUCCCGUUUACGAAGCCCAUCUGUUUUGGAAGUCAGAGAAAAGGGGUAUGAAAGAUUAAAAGAAGAACUCGCAAAAGCUCAGAGGGAACUGAAGUUAAAAGAUGAAGAAUGUGAGAGGCUUUCUAAAGUACGAGAUCAACUUGGACAGGAAUUGGAAGAACUCACAGCUAGUCUAUUUGAGGAAGCUCAUAAGAUGGUGAGAGAAGCAAAUGUCAAGCAGGCAACAGCAGAAAAACAGCUAAAGGAAGCACAAGGAAAAAUUGAUGUACUUCAGGCUGAAGUAGCUGCAUUGAAGACACUUGUAUUGUCCAGUUCGCCAACAUCACCUACUCGAGAGCCCCUGCCAGGUGGAAAGACACCUUUUAAGAAGGGGCAUUCAAGAAAUAAAAGUACAAGCAGUGCUAUGAGUGGCAGUCAUCAGGACCUCAGUGUGAUACAGCCCAUUGUAAAAGACUGCAAAGAGGCUGAAUUGUCUCUGUAUAAUGAAUUCAGAUCUUGGAAGGAUGAUCCCACAAUGGACAGAACUUGCCCUUUCUUAGACAAAAUCUACCAGGAAGAUAUCUUUCCAUGUUUAACAUUCUCAAAAAGUGAGUUGGCUUCAGCUGUUCUGGAAGCUGUGGAAAACAAUACUCUAAGCAUUGAACCAGUGGGGUUACAACCUAUUCGAUUCGUGAAGGCUUCUGCAGUUGAAUGUGGAGGACCAAAAAAAUGUGCUCUCACUGGCCAGAGUAAGUCUUGUAAACACAGAAUUAAAUUAGGAGACUCGAGCAACUAUUAUUACAUUUCUCCUUUUUGCAGAUACAGGAUCACUUCUGUGUGUAACUUUUUUACAUACAUUCGAUAUAUUCAGCAGGGACUUGUGAAACAGCAGGAUGUUGAUCAGAUGUUUUGGGAAGUUAUGCAGUUGAGAAAAGAGAUGUCAUUGGCAAAGCUGGGAUAUUUCAAAGAGGAACUCUGAUGCUCUCUCUGCCUGGCAGCAUGCAUGAACCUCCCUGAAUAACUGGAAAAUGGCUGAAUAUUUUUAUGGUUACUUGAUAUUUAUUUCUAAGAAGUGGGCCUAAGACUUUUUCACUUUUUUGCAAAUGACACUAAGAAGUACUGUGAUUUGUUUUAAACUGACCUAUGCUGUGUUUGCUUAUUCUUUAGUUGAGCACACUAUAAGGAAGAAUUACAGGUGUACUAGUGAUUGUAAUUUAUAGUUGCAAAACAAAAAAAAAAACAAGCUAAAUAAAUACUUGUUAGAUUGAA
Trichechus manatus latirostris (Florida manatee) is the source of this 2579-nucleotide messenger RNA. It is a transcript of the gene RAB3IP, whose product is annotated as RAB3A interacting protein. The record is from RefSeq and is a predicted model, not a curated record. Gene Ontology annotation, cellular component: Golgi to plasma membrane transport vesicle. Gene Ontology annotation, biological process: exocytosis. The transcript has 11 exons. Lineage: Eukaryota; Metazoa; Chordata; Mammalia; Sirenia; Trichechidae. Bases 907 to 2289 code for a protein of 460 amino acids. Gene Ontology annotation, molecular function: guanyl-nucleotide exchange factor activity.